Messenger RNA from Poecilia reticulata (guppy), 2543 nucleotides. It is a transcript of the gene hnf4a, whose product is annotated as hepatocyte nuclear factor 4, alpha. Gene Ontology annotation, biological process: regulation of DNA-templated transcription. Gene Ontology annotation, molecular function: zinc ion binding; RNA polymerase II cis-regulatory region sequence-specific DNA binding; DNA-binding transcription factor activity. The record is from RefSeq and is a predicted model, not a curated record. Lineage: Eukaryota; Metazoa; Chordata; Actinopteri; Cyprinodontiformes; Poeciliidae.
AUGACCCUGUUGCAGCGGCGCUCUUUUAUCACCUCGGGGUGCGAUAGUAAAACAUUAAGAGCUUUGCUUUUAUGAGAUCGCCGUACUCCUUUAGCACACGGAGGUCAGGGCUGUGCGAGCGGCUCUGACCUGUUCCAGCUUGCACCGUGACUCGGUGUGACUCCCGUAACGUCGGAUUGAUAUUCACCCUGAGAUGAAGCAGUAGCCGGAGUAUCAUGAUCGCCCUUCUCUUGUUACAAACCGUCUGUUCCCACACUGUUCAAGCUGGAGAGAAAGGGAUGAAGUUCUUCGAUUCGUCCUUAAACUGACAUGGACCUAUUUGUACAGGCAGUCUCCCAUGACAACACGGCUUGGAUCCUGAUUCCGAAAUUCCCAAAGAGAGUUAAAGACAAGAAACUGAAACCAAUAGGGCAACUUUUUAUGAAAAUUUUUUUCUCUACACCAAAGAUUUCAACAUAGCUUCUCAUUGAUUGAUUUCACCUCAUGACUGUAGCUAAAGAGAAAACUGUCUCCGGUGAUUAUCUCCUCCAAGACUCCUCGCCGGCUGAAAGCGCCAAYAUGAACGCCACGGGCCACCUGGCAGCAGGCAGCUUGUGCGCCAUAUGUGGUGACAGAGCGACGGGGAAGCACUACGGGGCGUCCAGCUGCGAUGGUUGCAAGGGCUUCUUCAGGCGCAGCGUCCGCAAGAACCACAUGUACUCAUGCAGGUUUAACAGACAGUGCAUUGUAGACAAAGACAAGAGAAACCAAUGCAGAUACUGCAGACUGAAGAAAUGCUUCAGAGCUGGCAUGAAGAAGGAAGCUGUACAGAACGAGAGAGACCGAAUCAGCACCAGGCGGUCCAGCUACGAAGACAGCAGUCUACCGUCCAUCAACGCUCUCAUUCAGGCAGACGUUCUAUCCAGACAGAUCACGUCGCCUGCGCCCAUACUGAACGGCGACAUAAGGACCAAAAAGAUCGCCACCAUCACGGACGUCUGUGAGUCCAUGAAGCAGCAGCUGCUGGUUCUGGUGGAGUGGGCCAAGUACAUCCCAGCUUUCUGCGACCUUCCCCUGGACGACCAGGUGGCGCUGCUGCGAGCUCAUGCAGGAGAGCAUCUGUUGCUUGGUGCAGCCAAGAGGUCCAUGCUCUACAAAGACAUCCUCUUAUUAGGAAAUGAUCACAUUAUCCCCAGAAACUGUCCAGAGUUGGAGGUGGGAAGGGUAGCAGUGAGGAUCCUGGAUGAGCUGGUGCUUCCCUUUCAGGAGCUCCAGAUAGACGACAACGAAUACGCCUGCCUGAAGGCCAUCGUUUUCUUCGACCCAGAUGCAAAAGGCCUGAGUGACCCGGGGAAGAUCAAGCGGAUGCGGUACCAGGUCCAGGUCAGCCUGGAGGACUACAUCAACGACCGGCAGUACGACUCCCGGGGCCGCUUCGGGGAGCUCCUCCUGCUGCUGCCGACGCUACAGAGCAUCACCUGGCAGAUGAUCGAGCAGAUCCAGUUUGUAAAACUCUUCGGCAUGGCCAAGAUCGACAAUCUGCUGCAAGAAAUGCUUCUGGGAGGUUCGGCUAACGAAGCUCCACAUGCGCCGCACUCUCUGCACCCUCAUCUGGUCCAGGAGCAUCUCAGUAGCAACGUCAUAGUAACCAGCAACAUGCCAACGCCAAUCCACAACGGUCAAAUCUCCACUCCUGAAACCCCGAUCCCGUCCCCGCCCACCGCCUCUGGAUCAGAACAUUAUAAAAUGCCUCAGGGCGUCAUAGCAACGGUGCCCAAGCAGCCGACCUCCAUCCCUCAGCCGACCAUCACGAAGCAGGAGACCAUAUAACAGAAGCUUGAAUCCUUCUUCUUUCUGGUUUUUUAUAUUGUGAAAAGUUUAUACACAGUCUGCAUUAACAUGCUGUCAAAUUCAAAGGCGCUAAAUAAAUAUAAUGUAAUUCCAAACUCCUUAUAAAUAGCCUUCAGGGACAUAUUUGUAUAUAAAAUACAGCUGUGGUUGAGCUCCACGGCUCAAAUAAAUCUACCUGCAUUGUAAUUUUCCAGUUCUGCAAACAUACCUCGUUAUCGGGUAACAUUGCACAAAAACACCAAAUCUUACCAAGUAUUUUUUUGUCUAUUUUUAGUACAAACAUUUUCUUAUACUUAAAAAGUUACAAAUAAUCUUUCAGGAGUUUGUUUUAAGUCAUUUCCUAAGUAUUGAUGAGAAAGUAUUAGUUCAACUAGCAGGUUUCUUUUUUUAAACUUUUUUUUAACUGAUAAAAAUAAAUUUUUCAAGUGAAAUAAUAUGCCAGCGAAACUGAAUUUUCAUCAAUAUUAAGGAGUUAUUGAUUUAAGACAAGCUUCUAUAACUUGCUGAAAAGUUACUUUCAAGUUAAUGCACUUGAAAUACAACAAAGCUAAGAUAUUUGAACUAGAAAACAAAUCAGAAAUACUUUGUGAGAUUUGGUGUUUUUGAUGUGACUAAUUUUCCAAAUAGUAAUCAUGAUAGUACACUGCAAAAAAACUAAAUCUUACCAAGUACCAAGUUUUGGUCUAGUUUCUAGUACAAAUACCUUAGCACAC